AUGACUAAGCCCCUAAGGACGAUCAUAAUCUUUCUGAUGUUCAGAAUUGACUGGAGAAAACUGUUUCUUGUCUGCUCAAUUCUGACCAUAGGCAGUGUCUUCAUACAGAUCUCUUCACUACCAUAUCCACUGACCCAAUGGAUUUCCCCACCACGCCUCGUGAUUUCAUCAUAUAAACCCCUCAACACUGCACUGCACUUGGGCGAGACUCAUUCUUUAGCGGUUGGGGUACCCCUUGAGACCAUUCGAGAUGCCCCUGUAGUGGUGUCGGCUAAUUCUUCUGCCAAUCCCAAUCAAUCUACAGUUAUGAGUAGGAAGGAGAGAAGGGCAUCUCGACGAAAUAGAAGGAGAAGUAACAGUGUAAAGUCAACCAACAUGCUCUCACCGCCAUCUGCACCCCGUAAAAGACUCCCUCGUCAGCUGGAGAGACAUCUAGCGUCUUUGACCCCAGAUGAGGCUCUUGUUUUUGCUAAGGCGGAUAUCGAGAAUGCUUCUCUGUCCCGUGAUGUUGAUGACGAAGAGUUAUAUGCCCCUCUGUUUCGGAACAUUUCCACUUUUAAGAGGAGCUAUGAAUGGAUGGAGUGGAUAUUAAAAGUUUACAUUUAUCCAGAUGGAGAAAGCCCGAUAUUUCAUCAGCCUCAGCUCACGGGGAUCUACUCAUCUGAAGGAUGGUUCAUGAAGCUGAUGGAAGAAAAUAGGCAGUUCACAACAAAAGACCCAGAAAAGGCUCAUCUGUUCUACCUUCCGUACAGUGCGCGCCAGUUGCAGACGGCUCUAUACGUUCCUAAUUCACAUAACCUGAGACCCUUGAUAGCAUUUUUGCGUGACUAUGUCAACAGGCUAGCUGCCAAGUACCCCUACUGGAACCGUACUCAUGGGUCUGAUCAUUUUCUUGUUGCCUGCCAUGAUUGGGGCCCGUACACACUCAAGGGCCACGAGGAGCUCAUACGCAACACCAUCAAAGCCCUGUGCAAUGCCGACGUUUCCGAGCGCAUUUUCAUCCCCGGAAAAGAUGUCUCCCUUCCCGAGACCACAAUCCGCAACCCGAAGCGGCCUCUCAGGUACAUUGGUGGCAACCGUGUCUCCCAGCGGCCAAUCCUCGCCUUCUUCGCUGGAAACCGCCACGGCCCGGUUCGACCCAUCCUCCUGAAGCACUGGAGCGACCGGGAUGAUGACAUGCGGAUAUACGGCCCGCUCCCCAACAGGGCCUCGCGAGUCAUGUCGUACCCCCAGCACAUGAAGUCGAGCAAGUACUGCCUCUGCCCCAUGGGUUUCGAGGUCAACAGCCCCAGGAUUGUGGAGGCAAUAUAUUACGAGUGUGUGCCUGGGAAUGUCAAGAGGCUGCAGAAGCAUUUUUUGUGGAAUGCAAAGCCCGUUCGCUACGACUUGUUCCACAUGAUUCUGCACUCGAUAUGGACCAGCAGGCUCAACCAGGUUCAGAUACCGCACAAAUAUCCAUCUACAGGUGAUGUUGAAUCUUAA
Striga hermonthica is the source of this 1482-nucleotide messenger RNA. Lineage: Eukaryota; Viridiplantae; Streptophyta; Magnoliopsida; Lamiales; Orobanchaceae. The record is from the annotation of a GenBank genome assembly.